GAAUACAUAAGACACACAGGAAAAAAAACGUUGGAAUUCAUUGAAAAUCGUCUCUAUAAUGUGUCUCCCCUUUUGCUCCACAUUUGCACUCUCUAAUGCUCCAUCCGCUUUUCCGCUCUCCGUCAAAUUUCUCUCUCCCACUCUCUUUAAACGAAAAUUUUAAUCAAAUUCAACCAGUAGUGUACAGCAAUUUCGCGCUGUUCUGCGCUUCUGACCAGAAAGUAAAUGGGGAAAAUGCACACGGGAAAAGUGUUUACCCUACCAACCAACAUGUUGCUUCCUCUCAACAUCAUUUUUCGAAACGUAAAUUCAGUUGGUGUAUGGCAGUCGUUACGGUUAUGUCAUUACAAUCCGACAAUCUGAAACUUUUCAAACAAUUUAUUUACACUUUUUGCUAAGAGAUUUUCUUUUCUAUCGUUUUUUUUUUUUUGUUGUUUUUGUUUUGUUGGUUCGUCUUUUUUGAAUCGUUAGAAUAUAAGUCAUAAAAAGUUACCAAACUUAAAUCUCGGCUCCGCAUUUUAUAUUUCUUUUUCACACAAACUUAUAGUGUAUUGUUAAGGGUAAAUAAUUUUUUUUUCUGCACUCAUUCUGCAACUAACAGUUCGCUCGGAAAUGAGAUUUGUGUUAACUAAUAUUGUAAAUAUAUGAAAAAGUUUUUGUCAGCUUUUUUCGGGAAUGUGUAUAUAUUCAACACUCAGAAACAUGUAAGGACUCUACAUUAAAAUCCUUUGUUACGGUCAUGACAAUUUUCCAUAUAGAGAACAAUACAAUUCAAAAGUGUAGGAAAUUUAGAGAAGUGUAAAACGAAUUUGUCGUUGGCAUGAAUUUUAAAUUAUGUUUUACAUGAAAAUCGUCUGCAAUGUGUAUGUAACGAGUUCAACAGAUCAUCACUCGUAACAAAUGGAUACUAUAUUGCAACGAAAAAUGGAGUAUUGAGAGAAUUGUGAGAUAUUAUUAAGUUAAGUGCAUAGUGUAUCAAACAUGACCCAUUGUGUGUGCGUUGUUACAUAACCAUUUUAUAAAAAAAAAAUUGUGAAUUUCAUAUUAUAGUUCGACAGUUGUUCGAAUAUUCGACUAUACGAAUGAAAAAAUUGAGAGAAAAAAUGCGAAAUAACUCAAAAACUGCUGACGGACACUAAGUGAUUUUAGUAAAAAGUAAAAAAGAAUUUACAAAAUUAGCGAGCUUCAUCUUAAAAUGUAAGACAAUAAUUUAUUGAAUAAGCAAAAAAAAAACUGUUAAAACUGUUGUCUGUUAAAAUCAAAUCAAAAAGUAAAUGUAGAAAAGUGUUAUGAAAACUUAAACUUUAUUUAUCAAUAUCAACAUUCGAAUGGUAUGUCUUCCACAAUGAACUGAAACGGAUUUUUUUUUAAAACACAAAACCAGAGUUGAAAACUAAAACAUAAAAUGGAACCAAACAUUACAUCCAGAAGUAGGCCACCACGGCUCGCUACAAUGGACCGUACAAUUUCGAUGUCCAUAGAAAACUACAUACCACCACCGUCGGCAUCGUCAUCUGGCGUCCGUAGCAUACACAGCAUCAACGAUCAUCAAAUCGACCAGCCGCUAUCGAUGCCGAAGGAUUUUAAUCGCUAUAAAUUGUAUCACAUGAAUCGUAGUCAUAAUUCUGUUGUCAGUGACGAACCUCCCAUUUUCACCCGUAAACCACUGUUGAAACGAUCCGAUACAGUGAAUGUCCACUCGGAUGCCAUGGAAAUGAAGAAAACCCAUUCGUUUCAGUCGUCUAUGGAUGUUCAACCCACAAUUGCCGUCAUAUCCGAUAUGGUACCGCCGUCAAAGCGGGCCGCAAGUUUUCGAUUACUGCCCGUGUACGUAGGUGAUAUAAAGUUAGACAAAAAAUCUCCGACACCAUCCAUUCGGCGUAGCUGUAAAAUGCAUCGAUCAUUCAAUGAACAAACGAGAAAGGUUGACCAACGAAAGGAGAAUGUUAUUGAAGCGAUAAAAUGCCAUUCGUUGGGCGAUGAGGAUUCAAAUUUUCCGGAAGUGAAGAAAAAAUUGUCACCAAAAUUUAGCACUGGAUUAUCAAUGGAAGACGAGGUUUAUCGGUCGGGUAGUAGUAGCCGUAAUCAUUCAAUAGAUCAAAUAACUGACGGUGAUCAUUCUGUGUCGCGGAAGCUUAGCUCACAGAGUCUAGACAAACAAUAUAAAUUUCAUAGAGGAUCCAAAUAUUCGCACAGUUUUUAUUUAACGCCGAACUCACCGGAAGAACUGACUGAAAAUAUACCAUUUCGAGAAAAACGACAACACAGUGCAUCAGUACGGGCACGUCCUCAUCGUGAAAUGUACUCAUUAGGCGCAACCAAAAAAUCGAAAAGUUUUAUGAAUAAACCGGAAUUUGAACGAUCACCGCAAUCACUACAACGGCGACGCGAUAGUUCGAAAAUUUUUACGACUGAAAAUGGCAAGAAAAGUCCAUGCAAUCUGUUAAUUCCCGAAAGUGUUCACUCAGUAGACAGUAGAUCGAAUAUGAGUCCCACUGCAUUGGACUACGAUUCAAUAAUACGCGUGUAUCAACAGAAUCGACGAAAAAGUUCGGUACUGCCGGUGGAAAAGAAAACGAAAAAUGUGCUGGAUGCGACUGGCAGCGACGGAGAACUGUAUCGAAAACGUCGGAAAAUCAUAUGCAUAAUUGUAACCGUAUUUUUUAGUUUGUUAUUCGCGAGCGUGUUCGUGGUCAUUUUUACGUUAACUCAUUCGGUAGAUACGCUGGUUCAAAAUCAGACGAAAAAGGUGUACACAUUUUCGAGAGACGUUCCCAUUCAUCACAAUGUUCGCCAGGAAAAUGAAAGACUCAUGCAGGAAUCUUUUAAUCGAGCCAAAUUUGCCAAAAAUUUUACUGAAACAGCGCCGCUAGCUGCUUCUGAGGAAAUUCCAUAGCGACAUUCAAUAAAUUCCUUUCUUAUUUUUCAACAAGGUUUCAGCCGUUUAAGAUAAUUUCUUCACUGCAUAAUAUGACGAUGAUGAUGAUGAUGGAAAUGAUGAUGAAAAAAAAAUUGUAAUGUAUGUUGAGUUUAGAUGUUAUAUGUAUUAGCUGAUAUAUAACUUAUUCGUAUGUGUUUAACGAACCGACCAUCAUGUUAAAUUGUUGCGGUUAUUAUUAAUAAAUAUAAAAGUUCAUUAUGGAAAUCAUUGUGGAAAUCGAAAUUAAAUUGGAAAAUAUUUCAGGCUA
Molecule: messenger RNA, 3188 nt
Organism: Bradysia coprophila
Lineage: Eukaryota; Metazoa; Arthropoda; Insecta; Diptera; Sciaridae
Source: RefSeq, a predicted model, not a curated record